AUGUUUUGUAGCGAAGCCAGUGUAAAACAGUAUUCAUGUUAUAUCAGUAUGUCUCGACCAUCAACCCCCACCAGAGAAAAUGGGAGGAAUGUGGAUACUACGAACAAUCAUCAGUUAAUUACGCCAGUGUCAGUCCCGUCAAAGAAAGUCGUGACAUUGAAAGAAGAUGAGUUACGGACGAUAAUACGUAAUGGCAAGUUGAACUCCAUCUUUGACUUACAAGAGCCAAAAACUCCGGAAAACAAAAUUGGAAAUGAGCAAGACUUACAGCAAGUGGCUUCUCCUACAUCGGAAUCAGAAUCUGAUACAGGAAAUGAACUAGUAAAUCCAUUUAUCGAAAGUGAAUAUGAUAAUAAAGAAUCUAAUCUGAAAUUUAACGAGGAUACGAAGGAGAACAAAAGUCAUAAAAGCGAGAUUGAUUAUUCUAAAAACAUGGAGCUUUACAAUCAUAGAACAGGUAAAAGAACGAUUAGACAACUCACUUCCAAAGAGAGCAGCAUAAAACCGAAGCGUUUGAAUUUCAGCGAAAGAGAAUCCUGA
Priceomyces carsonii is the source of this 540-nucleotide messenger RNA. RefSeq lists its product as uncharacterized. The record is from RefSeq and is a predicted model, not a curated record. Lineage: Eukaryota; Fungi; Ascomycota; Pichiomycetes; Serinales; Debaryomycetaceae. The transcript has a single exon. The coding region runs from base 1 to 540 and encodes 179 amino acids.